This is a messenger RNA of Zea mays, 1373 nucleotides long. Its product is annotated as PL transcription factor. The transcript is spliced from 3 exons. The coding region runs from base 299 to 1180 and encodes 293 amino acids. The record is from RefSeq and is a predicted model, not a curated record. NCBI's taxonomy places the organism in Eukaryota, Viridiplantae, Streptophyta, Magnoliopsida, Poales, Poaceae.
UGGAAGUUGAAGCCGUCGUCACUGCUCCCUGCAGGGACCCAGACGGCGGCCAGACGACCCAGCAUCACCAGCACUGUCGUGGUCCGUACGUGCCUGCAGUUUAGCGUUUGCAGGGUCUCAACUCGGCCACGUAGCGGCAGUUCUACGGAGUGAAGCGAACCGACCAGUUGGGGGCCUGGGCCACGCACGUCGACAGCGUGCAUUUAAAUACGCCGGCGGAGCUCGAUCAACGAAAGUCGAUCGAGAGACCCUGCUGAGCUAGCUGGACACCGAGAGAGAGAGACAGAGAGAGAGAGAGAUGGGCAGGAGGGCGUGCUGCGCCAAGGAAGGGGUGAAGAGAGGGGCGUGGACGGCCAAGGAAGACGAUACCUUGGCCGCCUACGUCAAGGCCCACGGCGAAGGCAAAUGGAGGGAGGUGCCCCAGAAAGCCGGUUUGCGUCGGUGCGGCAAGAGCUGCCGGCUGCGGUGGCUGAACUACCUCCGGCCCAACAUCAAGCGCGGCAACAUCUCCUACGACGAGGAGGAUCUCAUCGUCCGGCUCCACAAGCUCCUCGGCAACAGGUUACAUGAGCUGACGACGAGCAGCCAUCUGCUACGAAUUCAUCAGUUCCGGUGUUGGCCGUGGUCGCUGAUUGCAGGCAGGCUGCCGGGCCGAACAGACAAUGAAAUCAAGAACUACUGGAACAGCACGCUGGGCCGGAGGGCCGGCGCCGGCGCCGGUGCCGGCGGCAGCAGGGUCGUCUUCGCGCCGGACACCGGCUCGCACGCCACCCCGGCGGCGGCGGGGAGCCGCGAGAUGACCGGCGGCCAGAAGGGCGCCGCUCCUCGCGCGGACCUCGGCUCGCCGGGCUCCGCAGCAGUAGUGUGGGCGCCCAAGGCGGCGCGGUGCACGGGCGGGCUCUUCUUCCACCGGCGGGACACGCACACGCCGCACGCGGGCGGGACGGAGACGCCGACGCCAAUGAUGGCCGGUGGUGCAGGAGGAGAAGCACGGUCGUCGGACGACUGCAGCUCGGCGGCGUCGGUAUCUGUAUCUCCCCUCGUAGGAAGCAGCCAGCACGACCCGUGCUUCUCCGGCGACGGCAACGGCGACUGGAUGGACGACGUGAGGGCCCUGGCGUCGUUUCUCGAGUCCGACGAGGAGUGGCUCCGCUGUCACACGGCCGAGCAGCUUGUGUAGACAACAAGUACACGUACGGAGUACAAUUAUAUAUAGCCAUGCGUAUGUAUACUUUUUUCCCUUCUCCAAUCCAAACAGAAAUACGUAUGCGUAUGAAAUAGUAUCGGUUUCCUGCUGCAUACGUAAAAAAAAUAAUCUGAUUUAAAUGAUUUGUUUCGUUUAUAAAAAUAAGAUCUCCACAUCAGAUAUGCAA